CAUAUAAAACGUAUUCAAAAGCUGGAGAAAUUCUGGUUUUUUUUGGAAGAAAUCUAGGGAUUUCUCAACCCUCGAUUCUCUCUUUCAAGAAUCAAGAGGCUCGUCUUGUUUCUCUGAACUCAAUCUGAGAAAAGCAUUAUCUACAGGAGAUGAAAAAGCAAUUUGGUCUGGACAAGUGCAGUAGAGUUCUUAAAAAACUCUUCUGAUUUUUCUUCGGUUGCCAGUAUGUGUGCUAGCUCUUUCCCUAAAAGGGAAGGCUUCGUCUACAAGAGGAGGAAAUUGCAGCAAAACACUGUUGCCAUUCUCUCAGAAGAAAAUACAAGAGAAAAUUCGUAUUGUCCUUCAAUCAUAACUUUUGAAGAGGUUCAUUUGACGUUAAGAAAAGAUGAUGUUAACAAAACUACUGUGACUUCUGCGGAGGGAACCGCUAGAGACCUUUUAGCCGUGAUCUCUGAAGACCACCAUCCACGGGAGCCCACUUGUGCUGCCAGCAUAAAGAUCAAUGAUAGGACACCAGAAGCCAUCCCUAUCAAUACUUGUUCUGAUAAAUGGGAUGAAACGCAUCCCACAGCAUCUACAAACGCUUCAUGCAGACCGAAGUUUGAGCAUCACUCUGCUAUACAGGAUGCAUGUUCAUCAUCCAAGUUUAUUACAAGGCAUUGUUCAACUUUCAAAAGAACAGAAGCAGAUGAUAUUCGUGAGUGUUCUUCAACAGAGAAUAUGUUUAUGAAAGCAUCACUGGAAUACACUUCAUCAAGGGAUUUCUGCAUUUUUGUGCUUAGAAGUCUUGGGUUGCUCAAUGGUUCAUGUGCUGAUGUCGGAUCAGCUUCAUCAGAAAACCUGGAUGUUAAUGGUAAAUCCACUUUGCCAUGCAAAAAAUGUGGUCUUCAGGAAAAUCCAAGAAAGAUGCUAAUCUGUGACCUAUGUGAUGAAGCAGUUCACAUUUCUUGCAACAGUUCUAAAGUGAAAAAACUACCAGUUGAUGAAUGGUAUUGCCGGUCUUGUAUGAGAAAGAGACCAAAGCCUUUCCUGACUAGCAACUCUGGAAAAACAUCUCAACGAUUAAAUCCUAUAUCAUCCAUGUUUGUUGAUAAUCAGCCAUAUGUCUCAGGGGUUCGAAUUGGUAAAGAUUUUCAAGUGGAAGUUCCAGAAUGGUGUGGUCCGACCUCUAUUGAUAAUGAUUACUUCAAUGAGACCUCAGCACUUGAUCCUACUGAAGAUGCAACUGUAACUGGUUUUGCUAGUAACAAAUCAUCGAGGUAUCACUCUAUCGGUAACUGGGUUCAAUGCCAAGAGGUGAUCUACAAUGGUGCAGAUGAUGAAGGAACUAUAUGUGGAAAGUGGCGCAGGGCACCUCUUUCUGUAGUUCAAACCGAUGAUUGGGAUUGUUCAUUUGCUCUGCCUUGGGAUCCAAUUUAUGCUGAUUGUGCUGUUCCUCAGGAGCUUGAUACAGAUGUUGUUCAUAAGCAUUUGAAGUAUAUACAGAUGGUACGAGUUCGGAUGGCAAAUAGCAAAUGGAAGCCGAAGCAAACUAAUAAAUGAUGAGUCAACAUGACAAUCUUCAGUUAUAAUAGAUGGUCGUAAACUUUAAGCAAGGUGACAACCAAUGUAUGCAACAUUUGCCGCAUCCCUUGGAAUCCUGUCAUUCUCCAGGCAACAAAAAAUACAUGAUGGUUUAGAUGGUGCUUCAUGCUUGGUUUUGCAACUAGUUUCUUCACUUGCAUGCAUAUACUAUAAAAACUUUUUCGGCCUUUUAAAGGGCCAUCUCAUGUUAGUUGUAUUCAAUGAGAAUGUAUAGAACUAUCAAAUAGAACAAUAAGACAACAGGAUGUUAGAUAACAAUAAAAUUACCAUAUUCUUUA
Molecule: messenger RNA, 1862 nt
Organism: Dioscorea cayenensis subsp. rotundata (Guinea yam)
Lineage: Eukaryota; Viridiplantae; Streptophyta; Magnoliopsida; Dioscoreales; Dioscoreaceae
Exons: 7
Coding region: 226-1542 (438 amino acids)
Molecular function (GO): zinc ion binding
Source: RefSeq, a predicted model, not a curated record